AUGGUGCUGGUUCAGUAUCUGAAAAAGGCGUACAGCUGGCUUGCGCCGCCGCCGAAGCAGUCGGAGGAUGGCCGCGACCAGUGGCCGUCGCGCGCUGCGUUCUUGCUCGCGGCUAUGGGAGGCUGCGCCGGUCAGGGAAACCUGAUCCGGUAUCCUUCCGUCGUGUAUAACAACUACGGACUGCAGUGGUUUAUCCCGUACUUCCUGGCCAUCUUCUUCGUUGCGAUCCCGGCGUUGGUUCUCGAGAUUUCAAUCGGACAGGCCUAUCGCGGUGGAACGGUCAUUGCCUUCAACAACAUCAACAAGCGCCUAAAGGGUGUGGGCCUGGGCCCGAUCCUGGUCAGCUUCAUCGUCACACAGUACUUUACCGUCAACCUCGCGUGGAUCAUGAACUACUUUCGCGUCUCCUUCCAGAGUCCCCUGCCGUGGACCGGCAACAAGACGACCGACUUUUACGAAAACGGUGUCGUCAGGAACCCGGACCCCAUCGCUGGCGCAUUGUCGACAGACGGCAAGCAUGUGCUAUCCUAUACCGAAUAUCCCUCGAUUAGCCUGAUUGGAGAGACUGUGGGCUGGAGCGCUUUUAUCUGGUUCCUCAUCUGGGUCUCCAUCUUCCGCGGCGUGGGCUUGACUGGCCGUGUCGUCUACUGGACCAUGGGCCUUCCUAUCGUCACCACCAUCAUCUUCGUCGGACGUUCCUUAUCUCUCCCCAACGCACGGGAGGGUGUCGAACUGCUCUGGGCCACAUGGCGCGGUGGCCAGCUCGCCUCUGGCACAGUCUGGCAAACUGCCGUUGGCCAGGUCUUUUUCUCCACGGGAAUCGGCUUCGGUUACUUCACCUCGUAUGCUUCGUACAACUCGAAGCAUUCCAACGCCGUCAUGGACGCCCUCCUCAUCUGCGGUAGCAACGUCCUCUUCGAGAACUUUGCCGCCUUUGCCGUUUUUGGCGUCGUCGGCUACCUCAGACUCUGGCCGCAGGACGGCGAGCGUCUCGGCGCUUUCGUUGUUGGCUUCCUCACCCUCCCCGAAGCAGUCCUCCACAUGCCGGGCUCAAACUUCUGGGCCAUCCUGCUCUUUUUCACCCUUGUUGUCCUUGGUUUCUCCUCCGCCUUCGUCAUGCUUGACGCGGUCGCAACUCUCAUCGUCGACUCCGGAUCGAAACUCUCCCGUCCCGUCAUCGUUACAGGCCUCACCAUCAUCUCCUUCCUCAUGUGCCUCCCAUAUUGCACCGAGUUCGGCUACUACCUCCUCGACGGCAUCGACCGCUGGGUCAACAACAUCUGCCUCAUCUUCGUCGUCUGGUCCGAGGUCGUCUCCGCGAGCACGGUCUACCGCUGGCACGACGUCGUCGAGCAGACGGGGCUCCCCGCAUUCGUCGUCUACAACUUUGCCUACUUUGGCGGCCAGAUCAUCGGUGUCUCCGUGGCGCAUGGCCGCGAGGACCCAGCUAUCGGCGCGGGAGCCGGUUUCGGCACGUUCGUCGUUUUCUCCAUUAUCGCUGCCUCGAUCGCCGAGAAACCCGUUAUCCCCGCCCCGAGCUUCUGGGGCCGAAACCCCUUCCUUAGCAAGUUCUGGUACCUCGCUGCAUACUCCGGCAACCAAAUUCGCCGCGACCUAAACAACAUUAUCGGCGGUGAAAAGAACUGGAAGAUCCCCUCCUUCUGGCCCGUGCUGCUCCGAUAUGUCUGCGCGCCCGUACUCUGCAUAAUCUUCAGUUUCGCCUACCCGGAAUUCCACACGCUCCGCUACGACCCGCUGAUGAUUACGGGAUUCAUCCUCGCGCAUUUCAUUCUCCUUGCGAUCCUGCUCGGGUUCGUUAUUCCGCGUUACUAUGAUGUGUUCAUUCCCCCGAAUCGCAUUGGUGAGGGCGAGAGAAUCAUCGGGGAACUUGUACAGGAGGAGCAUUUGCCUGUGCGCGAGGGGCCCGGAACGAUCGGGGAGGAGGCGGGGAAUGGGCAUGGAGGGCUUGUGGGAUCAAGUGAGGAGAGGAAGAAGGGGACUGCGAGCCCGCCCGUUGAGUACGUCAAGGCCUAG
This is a messenger RNA of Aspergillus calidoustus, 2034 nucleotides long. Lineage: Eukaryota; Fungi; Ascomycota; Eurotiomycetes; Eurotiales; Aspergillaceae. The record is from the annotation of a GenBank genome assembly.